GGCAGUGGUUUAGACAGGAAAUUAAAAAAAACAUAAGGAAACUACUCACUGGUCUGGUGACAGACGCAGAGAGACAAGCUUGAAAUCAACACGGUGAAUCUUCCCAGAACCACACAAACCAAGUGUAUUCACGGUUUGGGCUCAUAUUGACUGAUUGAUUGAUCUGCUCAAGGGAAAAGCAACGCAAUGGGUCUCGUGAGGGGUUUACUCUUGUGGUUAUUGGCUGUCACUUUGGUCAUCACCUCUGCCUCGACUGAAAUGUGUCGGAACGGCUGUAAAAAGUGCAACCCAGGAGAGUUCCAGACUAAUUGUGCCUGUAAACCCUGUCCCAGUAACACCUACACCUCAAUGAUGAACUGUGAAAGCAGCUGCCACGGCUGCUACAGCGACUGCAGAGCAGAUUUACAUAUGAAGGUGGUCAAGAACUGCACCAAAACGUCAGACCUGCGCUGCGAAUGUGUGGAAGGUUUUCAUUGCGUCGCCAAGGACAUGGUGACAGGAACCUGCACAAGGUGUCAGCGCACGCAGCCCCGAGUCACACCUGCUACUGCACGGACAACGCCCUGCACCUCUCUCAAGUGCAGCUCAGAGUCCACCUCAAGAAACACAACAAAUCAUACAACAGACAAAUCCUCAAACCUCCUCGUAGCCAUCCUGUGCCCCCUGUUAGUGAUUGUGGGGCUGUGUCUGGUGUUCCUGUUUUGUUUGGGAUGCCCUAGACACGACACACGAUUUAAGCAAACUGUGAAGAAGCUGUGCAGUGUGGAAGUUAUAGACACUGCACACCUAACAAGACAGAUAUCUACUGAAAAGCAACAGACAAGUCCCAUGGCAACAGCUAACAUGGGUCCAGUGCAUGUCCACAACCCGGGCACAGUUAUCUUCAGUCUUCUUGGCGACAUCUCAGGACAGAUCGGAGAAACAAAAGAGGGGAAGCUGAAAGUGAGGCAGCCUAGCGGAGAUGAAGAGUACUGCACCGUGUGUCAGCCCACCCCCUCUCCCACCCUGCCCCUGUCAGAGGAGGAGCACCCUGGGGAGUUCAGCAGCACCUUCUUCCCCUCUCAGGAGCAGGGCAAAGACAGUCACGUGUCUAUGGAGGAGCAGCCAUGACAUUGUUAACUGGGAUCAACUGGGAUACACACUGGUGAAUCUCCCUGAGUUCAGAUGGAUGUGACUGACAGGUGGAUCAGCCAAUCAGGGACAUGCAAGGCCCAUCCGUAUCAAAACAAAUGUGGCAGCUUAAGUGGGGAAAAAAGAAAGGAAGAAAAUACGACAGUGGACUGAAAAACAUCAUGGAUUUCUGCACAAUCAAUGAGUGAAGCACUAAGCUCUGUUCAUCUGAGGUGAGAGAAGUUUGAUUUUGUUCAAAUGAUGCGUGACCAGUGAGCGUCGCUGAAAUAAACAGUUGUGAUUGCAAGGUUGCGUUGGAGCCUGGCUUGAUAUGCAGAUGGGGUGUGGCCUAAACUGGUAUCCCUUUGUAAACACAUACAGAGAGAUCAUUGUGGACUGGCCAAGCAAAUGACCCUCAAUGAUCUAUAGAGAAUAAAACCUACACAAUGUGAGAGUGGACUGGACAAGGCUUGAAUGAAAAACAGGAAUCCCGUUUUCUUUGUUUGUUACGGGCCAAAUGCUACUGUGAUCAUGUAAACGAACAGUGACAACAGUGAAAGUGCUACACGUUCAUUUUAAAAUGGACCUAUUAUGCAAAUGUUAUAGUUGUUUCCCCUCAAUAUUCACUCACCCACCGUCGUUGGGUGAUUUGUGCAUGUGUGAGCAACGUUUACUCGGUUAUUUUCAAGACUUUUUGCGCCCCUCAGCUCCUACGUUCACCGUGAGGAGGAUUAGUUGUCUGCAAAAAUAUGAAAAUAUCGAUAUAUCGUAUCGUUAAUGUGAUGAGAGAGUAUCCAUAUCAUGGGCUGCUGUAUCAAUAUAUUGCAAAGAGUAUUUUCUGGUAUAUUUUACUAAAUUAUUUUGUUACAGCGCUACAGUUUUCUUGCUUGUUCAGAGGAAGGAAACUCAUUUAUGUGAAACAUUUAACAUUUUCACACUUUUGAUUAUUAAAAUGUGUGUGUUUUAUAUUCACUUUACACAAGAAAUGGUUUAACAAAGACUUUUAGUGUCACAGCCAUGAUUUAGCCUUUAUUUUUACUGAACCGAAUUGAAUCGUUUUGAAAUAUAUCGUACUGAAUCGAUAGUGCACUGUAUCGAGAUAUGUAUUGUAUCGUAGUCUAUGUAUUGAAGUAUGUAUCGUAUCGGCAACUUCUUAAUGAUUCCCAGCCCUAUGGAGCUGAUCUGCAGCUGUCCACAGGAGGUGCCCACAUCUCUACAGCUCUUUGUUGUGAUGACAUUUACAGCAACGUCACAGCUCAUUGGGCACCACAGUUUUUUAACUUGGAAAUCAGGGGACUUGUUUCUUUCAUGAAGUUGUUUUAGAUCAGGGGUGUCAAACUCAAAUUCACAGAGGGCCAAAAUUCAAAACUGGGACUAAGUCGUGGGCUAAACUAAGUAUUUAUUGAACAUUUUCAACAACAUCUGCAUGUUUUCUCUUCUUAAUGUUAAACCUUUUGUUAUUAAAAUAAAUGUUUAAUAAUAGUUUUGCUUAAACACUGAAUCCAGAACAAGCAAAAUAUAAAAUAAUAGCAACAUUUUAAAUAAAUAGUCUAUCUGUACAAGGUGGGCCAGCUCUAAUACAUGUUUAAUAUGAUCUCACGUGCCAAAUAUAAUUAUAUCACGGGCCAAAUUUGGCCCCCGGGCCUGAGUUUGACCUGCCAGUUUUAGAUGAAUAUUGUGACUGAAAAUGUUCAAAUUGUAACAUGAUCCACAGGUGUCAUAGAUUUUAACUACAACACAAGCACAACACGUCUUGUUUAAAGGUGCUCUAUGUAACUUUUUAGUAAGUGUCUGCCACCUUUUUUCUCCAUGAUGAUUUUUCUUUGCCUGGAAUGUUCCACAGUAUGGCAUUAAAUUAUGUAUCUUGCAUUUAUUCAGUUACAGGUGUUUAAAAAAAUUAAAACUCUAAAAAUGUGUAUUCUUACGGUGAAGGGUCAAAGUGUCCAAGUAAUUUCCCCUGUGGAUCAAUAAAGUCUGUCGAAGUCUAAGUCGUUUCUCCACAGAUCUGACCUGGUGGCAUCACUUGCUUGUUACAACGGAGAUGGAUAAUUUAAUGCCAUAUUAUGGAACAUUGCAGGCAAACCAAUAACAGCUCAGUAGAGCAUCUGAAAAUAUUUAAAACUUGUGUUCAAGAGAAGUGCAUAAAUACUGCAAAAAAAGUAUUGUUUUAAGUGUGGAUAUCAGAAUAAAAAGUGUAUUUACUGUA
Messenger RNA from Boleophthalmus pectinirostris (great blue-spotted mudskipper), 3316 nucleotides. RefSeq names its product tumor necrosis factor receptor superfamily member 26. The transcript is spliced from 11 exons. The record is from RefSeq and is a predicted model, not a curated record. Gene Ontology annotation, molecular function: protein binding. The coding region runs from base 187 to 1110 and encodes 307 amino acids. Lineage: Eukaryota; Metazoa; Chordata; Actinopteri; Gobiiformes; Gobiidae.